This is a messenger RNA of Amoebophrya sp. A25, 979 nucleotides long. Lineage: Eukaryota; Dinophyceae; Syndiniales; Amoebophryaceae. The record is from the annotation of a GenBank genome assembly.
UUCAGGUUUCCGAAGUGCUCGGAUCAGGACAGGGUUCUGAUGUUUAUCGCGUUAGCGUCGUUAAUCCAUCCGACCAAGAGCACGAUGAAACUCUAGAAGCUUUUGAAGGUGAGAGCAUGGAACGAGGCCUGCCAGAUGAAGAAGAUGUGCACAUCGAUCACUCAGACGUUGCAGGCAGCGACGGACAAAAUCUGGGGACACGGAGUCGUAGCAUAGUUAGCAUUGAGGGCGAGCCGGUGGACCAGAAUGGUGAAGCGCCUUCGAGACGGCCGCAAGGCGUCGCCAGCUUAGCAUUGAUUAAGGCUCUUCAGUGAGUAUACUUAGCAAUGCGUCUGAGUGCUCCAGUCCAGCUCCUGUAACUACAUCGUUGGGAGCUUAGUGCGACGAGCCGCAGGUAUGCUAGCUUCAUUAGUGAUGCGAUAUAAGCAGCACGGCUUUCUCUCUAAACUGAAAUUUUUUGAGCCUCGAAAGUGGAUUGAAGCGGAUAUAGCUUCUGGCCGUCUAGAAAAUGUAGACCAGAGUGUGGUGCGCCAGUUUUUUCGUUGGGGGCGUGCGGGUAUGCGACACUUCCUUACUGGACUAGAGUUGCUUCCUGAUGGCGUAAUCGAGUACUUGUUAAGGCUGAGAAUUUCUCUUCAGUAUGCCGACUGAAUGACGAUGUCCGGAUGGUGCUACAACUACAACAUAACAAUCACAGCUUUUGUUCGUUCUUCUAUUCUAAGUAUGGUUAGCUUAUGGACUUUGGAAACGGUGUGUGCUUUCCUCCGGUGGACUUUGGGCUUGCCAUCGGAAACAAAUUUACAGGAAUUACUGGACCUGGCUCGAGGCAAAACAGUUGCGACGCCAACGAGCACCGCAAAUCAAAAUCAACAGCAUGAAGAAGCCUCAACGGCAGACGAGUCUGGUCCUUCAUCUAGCGCUCAAGCCAGCGUCGAGAGUGCGCCAGCAGCCAGUAGCAAUGGCGUAGUUACAGAGCCGG